This is a messenger RNA of Cucumis melo (muskmelon), 956 nucleotides long. RefSeq lists its product as uncharacterized. The record is from RefSeq and is a predicted model, not a curated record. Bases 126 to 743 code for a protein of 205 amino acids. NCBI's taxonomy places the organism in Eukaryota, Viridiplantae, Streptophyta, Magnoliopsida, Cucurbitales, Cucurbitaceae. The transcript has a single exon.
UUCAGACCGUUGAGAAACCAAAUUCCCUUUUUCUUUUCAAACCCCACAAAAAAAUAAACACACUAAUUAUCUCUUCUUCUUCACCUCAUUCAAACAAAAACUCAAACCUUCCUCACCCUUCAACAAUGGCCGACAAAUUCCACCACCUCCCCUUCCACUCCAUCGACUCCAGAUCCCUCCUCCUCCACCAGAACUCCGCCGCCACCGACCACCCCAUUUCUCUCCACCUCACACCUGAGCCUUUCUCCAUGGAAAGAGGCCCAAGGUACAAAGCCUACGCAGAGCUCAGAGAAUCCAAGCUCCGCUUCAGAAACGCCAUGUAUCGCCACGAUGAACACCCAGAGAAGUCCACCCCCCCGCCCAAGAAGCAAAUUAAAUUUCUGGGUUCGGAGACUGUAAGGAAAAGGUCCGCUACGGUGGCGCAAUCGGUGCCGGAUUUCUCUGCAGUGCUAAGAAAGGAGAAUAGAAAGCCGCCGCCGGGAAUGUUGUCGCCAGUGAUGGAGAUGACGCCCCCAGGGAAGACGUGGGGGAAGAAUAUGGGGGGAUUGUCGACGAAUUCGAGGGGGAGUAAGUCGGCGAGCGCGGGGGAGAAAAGGGGCGGCGGAUUGACGACAGUGAGGAAAAGCUACGCUGGAUUUGAGGAGCUGAAGGGGUUUUCUACCGCGACGGCCAAAGCUAUUAAUGGUGAAAAUAGGAAAGGGGGAAGGAAAGGAAAAACUGUAUUGGGGAGUAGACAAGUUUAAAUGAAAAUUAGAAACAAAUGAUUGUAUUUUUCGGAGGAAAGAAGAUUGCUAAGACAAAUGUUUUUGAAUUUUUGUUGGUUUUUGUGUUAGUUUUUAUUUUUUUUUUUAUUUUUUUUUUUUUUUAUUUUUUGGGAUACUUUUGAUUCUUUUAUUAUAUAGUGGAUAAUUUGGGUUUGUGGAAUAAUGAAGUGAGAAGUAAAAAAAUUGUCGUAA